AUGCCGCGCUCCUUCCUCGUCAAGAAGAUCAAAGCCGACGCUUUCCAGCCCGGCCCGGUCCCGGCUCCGACUUACCACCCGCUGGAAACUUCCUACGACGAGCUGGCGGGACCCUUGGCGGCCAGCGGCGGCGACCCCGGGGUGGAAAAUGGAUACCUCCAAGCCUGCCUUACGUCUCCCGGCUACAAGAAUGAAAAGAAGCGCGGCCUCCACCUGCCCUCUCCGGACCCCGUGUACACCCCCCUCCCCGAGGACUACAGCGACCCCGAGAGCCCCCAGUCCAGCCUUUCGGCCCACUACUUCAACGGCGAGGCCGCGGUCACGGAGAGCUACUCGAUGGAUGCCUUCUUCAUCACGGACGGGCGGUCGCGGCGGCGGGGCGGGGACCGACGGCGCGGCCGCCGCCACCGCCACGCCUGCAGCGAGUGCGGCAAGACCUACGCCACCUCCUCCAACCUGAGCCGGCACAAGCAGACGCACCGCAGCCUGGACAGCAAGAUGGCCCGCAAGUGCCCGACCUGCAGCAAGGCCUACGUCUCCAUGCCGGCCCUGGCCAUGCACGUCCUGACCCACAACCUCAAGCACAAGUGCGACGUGUGCGGCAAGGCCUUCAGCCGCCCCUGGCUCCUGCAGGGACACAUGCGCUCCCACACGGGCGAGAAGCCCUUCGGCUGCUCCCACUGCGGGAAGGCCUUCGCCGACCGCUCCAACCUGCGCGCCCACAUGCAGACCCACUCGGCCUUCAAGCACUACAAGUGCAAGCAGUGCGACAAGACCUUCGCCCUCAAGUCGUACCUCAACAAGCACUACGAGUCGGCCUGCUUCAAGGGGGCCGAGGAGCAGCACGCCUGCGCCGGGGACAAUUGA
This is a messenger RNA of Gekko japonicus, 867 nucleotides long. RefSeq names its product scratch family zinc finger 2 (gene SCRT2). Gene Ontology annotation, biological process: regulation of DNA-templated transcription. The record is from RefSeq and is a predicted model, not a curated record. The transcript is spliced from 2 exons. Lineage: Eukaryota; Metazoa; Chordata; Lepidosauria; Squamata; Gekkonidae. Gene Ontology annotation, molecular function: RNA polymerase II cis-regulatory region sequence-specific DNA binding; DNA-binding transcription factor activity, RNA polymerase II-specific. Bases 1 to 867 code for a protein of 288 amino acids.